Messenger RNA from Jaculus jaculus (lesser Egyptian jerboa), 938 nucleotides. It is a transcript of the gene Commd4, whose product is annotated as COMM domain containing 4. Bases 81 to 680 code for a protein of 199 amino acids. The transcript is spliced from 8 exons. The record is from RefSeq and is a predicted model, not a curated record. Lineage: Eukaryota; Metazoa; Chordata; Mammalia; Rodentia; Dipodidae.
UCCCGGAUCACGUGAUCCCCGUGUCAGCUGACCGGGCUCGGCCGGAAGGAGACCGCCCCGGACCCUCCCUCCUCGGCGCGAUGAGGUUCCGGUUCUGUGGUGACCUGGACUGUCCCGACUGGGUCCUGGCCGACAUCAGCACACUGGCCAAGAUUUCCUCGGUGAAGCUGCGGCUGCUGUGUAGCCAGGUGCUCAAGGAGCUUCUGGGGCAGGGGAUUGAUUAUGAGAAGAUCCUGAAGCUUACUGCUGACGCCAAGUUUGAGUCCGGCGAUGUGAAGGCCACAGUCGCGGUUCUAAGUUUCAUCCUCUCCAGUGCCGCCAAGCACAGCGUGGACGGCGAGUCCUUGUCCAGCGAGCUGCAGCAGCUGGGGCUGCCCAGAGAACACGCCGCCAGCCUGUGCCGCUGUUACGAGGAGAAACAGAGCCCCCUACAGGAGCACCUGCGGGCCUGCAGUCUGCGCGUGAACAGGCUGGCGGGGGUGGGCUGGCGGGUGGACUACACCCUCAGCUCUAGCCUCCUCUGCUCUGUGGAUGCGCCCAUGGUGCACCUGCGGUUGGAGGUGGCGCCUGCCCCCGGGGCCCCGGCCCGGCCUAUCACCAUGUCCCUCUCAGCAGACAAGUUCCAGGUUCUCCUGGCAGAACUGAAGCAGGCUGAGACCAUGAUGAGCUCCCUGGGCUGAGGGGAAGGGUGUUCUUGGGCUGUGUGGAUGCUCUCCCUGCAUCGAGACUUGCCCCUGCACACCCCAGGGCCGCUCCCAGCUCUAGGCCAUGGAGGCCCUGCCCUGCCCUUCGCCUUCUGGAUUUCUGGCUGCCUGGUUUCCAGCUUGAAACUUCAGCAUAGGGCUCCUGAAGGUCUGUCCCAGAAUUGCCUUCCUUCCCCUUGACAGAAGGCACCUGACAGCUGUUUUCAGGCAGAAAGAAUAAACAAAUGAACGGGA